AUGGAUGAACCGCCUUCACCAUUCUUUCCGUAUUCUGACCGGUCAUCAACGCCUUCCUCCACGGAUGGAUCGCCUUCACCAACGGAUGAACCGCCUUCACCAUUCUUUCCGUAUUCUGACCGGUCAUCAACGCCUUCUUCCACGGAUGGGUCGCCUUCACCACCCCAUGAACCGCCUUCACCAUUCUUUCCGUAUUCUGACCGGCCAUCAACGCCUUCUUCCACGGAUGGGUCGCCUUCACCACUGCAUGAACCGCCUUCACCAUUGCUAAAGUCAAGGAUUCCCAGAAAGACCAUCAUUAUUGACCGCAGUGACUUCACCUCUGUUUACGACCUUGAUUGCCCUCUUCGAAAGGGAAUCUUUUAUUAUCUCCACAAGGGUGCGAUAUGCGAGCGCAACAUCUAUUCCUCCGGCAAACAUGAGCCACGAAUUAUUGGCCUGCAACAUGGGUCGUGGGGUUUCAUACGAUUUUCGUUUGUCCCCAUCAAAGGCAAUCAGAUGCUACUACUCGGAAAGUACACUAAAUUCGGGCAUUCAAUGAAGUAUCGCUUUCUAUACCUAUCAAUCCACGACAUCCGCUCCGAUAAUCGCGUUGGUCCCGCUCUGUGGUCUUUCGAGAGUCGUGUUGAUGGUGUCUUCAAUAUGUCUGACUUGGAGCUGAUAAAAACCACCAAAAGUCCCUUGGCAAUCACUUUUAGGGUGUGGUUUAGGGACCAUUGGAAGCUGUUUGAUACUACUCAAACUGACGCCUCGGAUAAUUUUAUCCCAAUUGAGUCCGGGAGAAUAGAUUUUGAUUCAAAGAUCAAGGGGCGGGACCACGAAUAUAGUCUCGUCAAGCUAUCCCCUGACAGGCGCAUUCUUCUAAACAUGGAUGUGGACGAAUACCGAUCAAAUGAAACGAUUGACAUUCACUAUUCAGAUUCUGGUGGCACAAACUUUUCCUUUGUUACCCGCAUCUCUGUUCCGAUUUCCAAAAUCCCAAAACAUCCAGCUGAUCGCCUCCAGGAUCCAAGAGUUGUGUUUUCUGCCAAUGGGUCCAAGUUUGCUAUUGCUAUGAAUGGUGGAAGAGUAUCUGUUUGGGAUAUCCAAAGCAAGGUUCCUUUGAAGACAUUCAUAGCCCCUCAGAACGACUAUGAUAUAGACGAUCUUCAAUUCAGCAGUGGAAAACUAGGAAAAGAAGUUCUGGUAUUUGUAGAGCGCAAAUCUUUCUCUGAUCCUGACAUCAUUCGAAUGAUUGAUGCAACUUUGUUUGAAAUGGAAGAAACUAUCACCUUACAAAGAUCUAAAUCGUACAUAAGAGUGGGUGCACUUUUCUUCGAUCCAAGCGGGGGAACUCUAUACGCUGAACAGAAUGGAAUACUCUAUGAGUGGGACCUGCAGAACAAUAAGUGUGGGCCUGAAUGGUGGAUCGGGGAGGAGUAG
Molecule: messenger RNA, 1422 nt
Organism: Laccaria bicolor S238N-H82
Lineage: Eukaryota; Fungi; Basidiomycota; Agaricomycetes; Agaricales; Hydnangiaceae
Exons: 5
Coding region: 1-1422 (473 amino acids)
Molecular function (GO): protein binding
Source: RefSeq, a predicted model, not a curated record